AGUCGGACCGCCCUCGCGCCUGGGUGCAGCUUCCGCACCGCUCCUUCAUCUGCUGUCAGAUAAUAAGGGACACAGCUGCAAGCUAGCGCUAUGUUAUCACGAUCCAGAUGUGCAUACCGGACGGUUGGUCGCUCUCUGUCAGCGGUGAGCCAGGCCAAUAAUGUGCUGGCCCGGCAAAGUGUAUCAGGCCUCCCUGUCUGCAGCCAGGUAGUUUACAGGAAUUCUCAGCCAUGUGAAUUUCCAUCAUCAGCAUAUGUCUUCCACAUCAGACACUUCAAGACAUCUGCUGUCCACAGGGAUGAGGUCAUCACAGUCAAAACUCCUGCAUUCGCAGAAUCUGUUUCAGAGGGGGAUGUGAGAUGGGAGAAAGCUGUGGGCGACUCAGUGACAGAAGAUGAAGUGGUGUGUGAAAUUGAGACGGACAAGACCUCAGUACAAGUCCCCGCUCCAGCAUCUGGCAUAAUUGAGGAACUGCUGGUGCCUGAUGGAGGGAAAGUAGAAGGAGGGACGCCCCUCUUCAAACUCCGGAAAGGAGAAGUUGCUGCCAAAGCUGCUCCCUCCCCAGCUGCAGAGGCAGCGGCCCCUCCACCACCUCCUCCACCUGCAGCCCCCACUGCCAUGCCUCCAGUGCCACCACAAGCAGCCCAAGCCAAACCUGUGUCUGCCAUCAAGCCCACAGCUGCAGCUCCAGCUCCUCCAACAGCGGGAGGCAGAGGAGGAGAAAACAGGGUGAAGAUGAACCGUAUGAGGUUGAGGAUCGCCCAGAGGCUAAAGGAGGCUCAGAACACCUGCGCCAUGUUGACCACCUUCAACGAGGUGGACAUGGGAAACAUUCAGGACAUGAGGAAACUCCAUAAGGAUGCUUUCUUAAAGAAGCACAACAUCAAACUGGGUUUCAUGUCGGCGUUUGUGAAGGCUUCUGCAUACGCUCUGACUGACCAACCUGCUGUCAAUGCCGUUAUUGAUGAUUCAACCAAAGAGAUCGUCUACAGGGAUUAUGUAGACAUUAGUGUCGCUGUGUCAACUCCAAAGGGGCUUGUUGUACCGGUGAUCCGUAAUGUUGAGACCAUGAACUUCGCUGACAUCGAGAAAACCAUUAAUGCGUUGGGAGAAAAGGCUCGUAGCAACCAGCUUGCGGUUGAAGAUAUGGACGGAGGCACCUUCACCAUCAGCAACGGCGGCGUGUUUGGCUCCAUGUUUGGCACACCCAUCAUCAACCCCCCACAGUCUGCCAUCCUGGGCAUGCAUGGCAUCUUCGACCGACCUGUGGCCAUCAAUGGCAAGGUUGAGAUCCGCCCCAUGAUGUAUGUGGCACUGACAUACGACCACCGACUCGUCGACGGAAGAGAGGCGGUCACUUUCUUACGCAAGAUCAAAGCAGUGGUGGAAGAUCCACGAGUGCUGCUCCUGGACAUGUGAUGUUUCUACCACCACAUCACUCUCAUUGAAAGCUGCAUAAAAUGAACUCCAACUCUCAAAACACGCACAAGUCGUACAAAAUAGUGGGAUAUUGAGGUUGUGUUAAAUAGCUUUUAUUAUCUGUAGAGAAUACACAUGGCUAGAUCAAGAAAGCAAAAGACUGCUCGCCAUCUUCUAUAAGUUAUUGUUUUGAUAGAUUUGAAUUUAUCAAAGAGACGACAAGUCACAUUACCAUUACACGUCUUAACCCAAAAAUAAGCACACAGGCAAAUGUUGAAGAUAACUCAUAUGGGUGUGUUGUUAUACCCAUGUGCUCUUCAGAUGGACAUAUGAAGCAGUAGAUAAACACUCGCUGAUCCUACAACAUUAGUGUAAUCUUGAGGAAAAAAAAAAACUUUUCCAGGCAACAAUUGGCUUCAUGAAUUUCUUCCCUGCUCGUUAGUCGGAGCUUCUGAGCCACUUUUUCCACAGCAGGGCAAGUGGAGCUCCCUCAAAUUAGUUCAAGAUGUUUUUUAAUGUUAACACAGGAUUGAUAGAAUUCCUUGGUGUGCUGCUUGUUAUUGUUUCUAGCAACAGUGUGGAUAAAGGAAUCAGCGACCGGGAAACCAGGUUUUUGUAUGGAACACGUGUAAAUCGGUGCCAUAUUUGGAGGCGACUCCAGUUAUAUUCCUGCUUCGCACAGUCAACCAUGUUCUGCAUUUUGAUUUAGUUUUUAAACCUGCCUUUCAGAUCCUUUGACCAUUUAAGUAUAAAAAUGUUGAUCAAAUUGUUACGAGCUUGCACGUGAACUUACUGUUCAUUAGUAGAAACUGUACAAAACACGAUCCAAACACUAAAUAUUUUUCAAUCUAUACGAUACAUUGUUCAUUUACAGGCAAUAUGUUUGGAGUGAUGUUCAAAACGCACAAUUUGGCAGAAGUGUUUUAUGUUAAGUUUCAAUGUUGGAUGAGAUUUUCAUUGUGCUAUCCUAUACAUAACAUACUUGUAUCUAUUUAAAAAAUGUAAACAUUAAACAUCUCAAGUUUUAUGUACUGAAA
Cottoperca gobio is the source of this 2456-nucleotide messenger RNA. RefSeq names its product dihydrolipoyllysine-residue succinyltransferase component of 2-oxoglutarate dehydrogenase complex, mitochondrial-like. NCBI's taxonomy places the organism in Eukaryota, Metazoa, Chordata, Actinopteri, Perciformes, Bovichtidae. Gene Ontology annotation, molecular function: dihydrolipoyllysine-residue succinyltransferase activity. The transcript has 15 exons. Gene Ontology annotation, biological process: tricarboxylic acid cycle. Gene Ontology annotation, cellular component: oxoglutarate dehydrogenase complex; mitochondrion. The record is from RefSeq and is a predicted model, not a curated record. Bases 91 to 1419 code for a protein of 442 amino acids.